AUUGCUGGCUUUUGUCAUCAGCCGCAGCGUGAGAAAGAUGCCCUCCAUGCCAGAGGUAGCAAGUCGGCACCCCAGGUAGUUUAGUACGCUUGAUGAAUCUCCAGGCAGCUCCAGGCACAUUCUGACAGUGAUUGACGAGCACUGUUCUUAGGCCCACUUUUAUCCACCUCCGAUAUCAUAUAUAAAUUAACCGCAAAAGCACAUUCGGCUGUACACGCUCGCUCUAUCUCGAUCUCCAAUGCCCGCUUCUGAGAAAUAUUGCAACGGAUAACUUCAGCGUUCCACUGUAAAUGUGAGGUACAGGAGGUUUUAAUGUUUCGAUCUGAUGCCAGGAAGAAGUUGCUAAAGUCGUAGUUUGUGUAAUUUUGUGGCUCAGAACAAAGCAACGUUCUUGCAUCUUCGGGCAUAGACAGACUAAGACUACAUGUUUGUUUGUUUACAAAAAAAAAAGAAAAAAAGAAAGAAUCCAACCUUAUUCCCUAACCCAGGACGUCGUUUUUUUGGCACCCUAAACUGUGAUUGAGUCUUUCUACACUCGGGUGAGGCUAUCCUGUGAAUUCCAUCGCUUCACGUUGACUACGCUCGCCAGAGGAGUCCUGGGGGGCUGGCAGUCCGUCCCGCGACGACACAUGGAACAGGAACUGUAAUCAAGACGUACACAGGAGGCAGCUCAGCCGUGUUUUGUUACAAGAGUACUCAGUCUUGAUUUAUAAAGCCUUCCCCGACACGUUAUACGUUGAGCUGACUUUGUAUGGGAGAAGUUGGCUUAUAGGCCUAAUACCCGUAUUUGGAGGGGGACAAAACCCCUCAGAAGCCGUGGUCAGUAGUGAGACCCUGUUUCACUUGUGAGAGUUCAAGAGGGAAAGAGAGAGACAGAGAGACCGAGGGAUAUUACGUUUUAAAAGAAGACGGCGUGUCGACGAAAAAGGACGAAAGGUGUAAAGCUUGGUGAGAUUCAAACAUGGCUGAACUGAAGGCUUAUAAAUCUACCACUGGGAAGGUGUCCACGGAAGGACUUGCUAAUGGAA
Messenger RNA from Aplysia californica (California sea hare), 1028 nucleotides. Its product is annotated as phosphatidylcholine translocator ABCB4. NCBI's taxonomy places the organism in Eukaryota, Metazoa, Mollusca, Gastropoda, Aplysiida, Aplysiidae. The record is from RefSeq and is a predicted model, not a curated record. Gene Ontology annotation, cellular component: membrane. Gene Ontology annotation, molecular function: ABC-type transporter activity; ATP binding. Gene Ontology annotation, biological process: transmembrane transport.